This is a messenger RNA of Dicentrarchus labrax (European seabass), 3064 nucleotides long. RefSeq names its product malic enzyme 3, NADP(+)-dependent, mitochondrial (gene me3). Gene Ontology annotation, cellular component: mitochondrion. Gene Ontology annotation, molecular function: NAD binding; malate dehydrogenase (decarboxylating) (NADP+) activity; malate dehydrogenase (decarboxylating) (NAD+) activity. The coding region runs from base 166 to 2013 and encodes 615 amino acids. The record is from RefSeq and is a predicted model, not a curated record. The transcript is spliced from 15 exons. Lineage: Eukaryota; Metazoa; Chordata; Actinopteri; Moronidae. Gene Ontology annotation, biological process: malate metabolic process; pyruvate metabolic process.
GGCUGACCGACCGACUGGGGGAAGUGAAACUGUCAAUGUUUGAAGGAUCCUGGAUGAUCAGCUGUCGGUCCUCCCCAACAUCCACUGAUAGCAGCCAUCGUUAACAGGAGCACAGGGUAAACAACACACCGGCAGCUUCACGUCGCUUUUUUGUUUUACGGCAGCAUGAACUCCCUCUCAGGAAGAGCCGCCCUGUCUCUGUGCAGGCGCACGGCAGCGGGCGGGAUGAGGGUGCUCGCCGGGUCCCCGGGUCACCCUGCCGGGGGACUGACGGCCUCUCUCCGGGCUGUGCGGGUCUGCCACUCCGGGACGAACCGCAAGGGCAGCGUCAGCACCAAGAAGAGGGGCUACGACAUCACCAGAAACCCACACCUCAACAAGGGAAUGGCAUUCACCCUGGAGGAGCGCUUACAACUGGGCAUCCACGGCCUGCUGCCCCCCUGCUUCCUCUCCCAGGAUGUUCAAGUGCUGCGUGUCAUGAAGAGCUAUGAAACGCGCACCAACCCUCUGGACAAGUACAUCUUGCUGAUGACACUGCAGGACAGGAACGAGAAGUUGUUCUACCGCUUGUUGACCUCUGACAUCGAGGAGUUCAUGCCCAUCGUGUACACUCCCACUGUCGGCCUGGCCUGCCAACAGUAUGGACUCGCCUUCAGAAGACCACGAGGACUCUUCAUCACCAUCCAUGAUAGAGGCCACAUUGCCACCUUGCUCAACUCCUGGCCUGAAGAAGACAUCAAGGCCAUUGUGGUGACGGACGGGGAGCGCAUCCUCGGCCUGGGUGACCUGGGGGGCUAUGGUAUGGGCAUUCCUGUGGGGAAGCUGGCGCUCUACACGGCGUGUGGCGGUGUUCGGCCGCAGCAGUGUCUCCCCGUGCUGCUGGACGUCGGCACCGACAACCAGGCGCUGCUCGAUGACCCGCUGUACAUCGGACUGAAGCACAAGAGAAUCAGAGGAAAGGAGUACGAUGAUCUGAUCGAUGAGUUCAUGCAGGCGGUGACGGACAAGUACGGGAUGAACUGUCUGAUACAGUUUGAGGAUUUCGCCAACAGCAACGCCUUUCGCAUCCUCAACAAAUACAGGAAUCGAUACUGUACCUUCAAUGAUGACAUCCAAGGCACUGCCUCGGUAGCCGUUGCCGGGGUCCUAGCUGCUCUGAAGAUCACCAAGAACAAACUCUCAGACCACACCUUUGUUUUCCAGGGGGCAGGCGAGGCUGCUCUGGGUAUUGCUCACCUGCUUAUAAUGGCCAUGGCCAAAGAGGGACUAACUAAAGAAGAAGCUGCCAAGAGAAUCUGGAUGGUGGACUCAAAAGGUCUCAUUGUAAAGGGAAGAAGCCAUCUUAACCACGAGAAGGAGGAGUUUGCUCACGAUCACCCGCACCUGAAGACCCUGGAGGAGGUGGUACAUACCAUGAAACCCACCGCAAUCAUAGGAGUGGCUGCUAUAGCAGGAGCGUUUACCGAGAAGAUUAUCAAAGACAUGGCCUCCUUUAAUGAGAGGCCAAUCAUCUUUGCCCUGAGUAAUCCUACCAGCAAGGCGGAGUGCACAGCAGAGCAGUGCUACAAGCUCACUGAGGGCCGGGGCAUCUUUGCUAGUGGAAGUCCGUUUAACAAGGUGACACUGGCUGAUGGACGAACCUUCUACCCCGGCCAGGGAAACAACGCCUACGUCUUCCCUGGAGUUGCUUUGGGUGUCAUAGCCUGUGGAGUGCGCCACAUAUCUGAUGAUGUCUUCCUCACCACAGCAGAGGCGAUAGCUAACAUGGUAACAGAGGAGCACCUGGCUGAGGGAAGACUGUAUCCUCCCCUCAGCACCAUUAGAGAGGUGUCCUUCAAGAUUGCAGUGAAGAUUGUCAACUAUGCAUACAAACACAACACUGCUUCCCUGUACCCCGAGCCUAAAGACAAGGAGGCGUUUGUGCUGUCUCACAUCUACAGUCCUGAUUACGACUCCUUCACUCUGGACACAUACAGCUGGCCACAGGAGGCCAUGAACGUCCAGGACGUGUGAUCCUGACCGUCUCUCUCUCUAAACUUAAUAUGCUGCCGUGGUGUCACGUACAAGUUCUGCAAAAUGUUGCCAAUGACCUUUUUAGUUUGUUAAUUUCUUUUGUUCUUUAUAAAUGUUAGUAAGUCUCUGCUCCCCUUUCAAAUGGACAGUGGCCAUUAUGAUUUAGAUGUCAAAACAAACAUUCUCUAUGAGUCUCUAUGAGUGUUAAGUACAAUUCUUUAUCCUCUCACAGUGCUGUACUUUUUAAAAGUUUUGUCAGUGUACGUUGUAUCAAUAAUCUGUACCUGAUUGAUGGUCCGACUUGAGUAGAAUAUUUUAUAGCUGCAUGACAGCAUCAUAUCAGAAAUCAUAAGCACGACCUCUAGAAUUUAAACUACACUCCUUCCACUGGAUUUUCGCAGUGAUCCAAAAGCUGAAGUUUCUGAGAGAUGAAUCAUAGCCAGUGCAUUCAAAACAAAGCAGCGGCUCACAGUAACGCACAAUGCUUUAUCUUGUCUUGACACGAAUAAACAGAGGACUCAUUUUGAAGCUUAAAAAAAAGAAUGAAAAAAAUGAACAGAAACUCUCAGUGCCUCUUUCUGUUUGACCUCAGGACAUCACUGCUCCAUUUGAAGAGUUACAACCUCUAGAUUUGUGAGCUGGGUAUCAGAGCUGUCGUAGAAGCCACACUUAGCUCAUCCCUGUAGCUGCUUCUUCAUAUUUUCCACUCCUGUCCGUCUGCACAUGGUUUAACCUGUACACAGGACUGAAAACACUCCAGAAUUUCCUGUAUGUCUGCUUCCCUGUGAGACUCAGUCAAUCCUGAUGGGAGACACUACUGUUGUCUUUGAAUGUGUUCAGAGGAGGGAUUGUUGGGGGAUUGAGUUUCACCAUCAGGAAGUUUUUUUGUAUACAAUGGGUGUGUUUUCCUUUAGUUUUCUACAGAGCUCUGCCUGUUGUUGUAUUUUUGCCAAAGUUACUGAUGCUCUGCUUUAGUGCUGAGAGAUAUGCUUGAGGUUUUCAAAGGGAACAUGAUGGAACUUUUGGAAUAAAAUUGUUAAGAAAAUCAGAA